Messenger RNA from Balaenoptera acutorostrata (minke whale), 1674 nucleotides. Its product is annotated as RAD52 motif-containing protein 1-like. The record is from RefSeq and is a predicted model, not a curated record. The transcript has 10 exons. Gene Ontology annotation, molecular function: RNA binding. The coding region runs from base 989 to 1456 and encodes 155 amino acids. Gene Ontology annotation, cellular component: nucleolus. NCBI's taxonomy places the organism in Eukaryota, Metazoa, Chordata, Mammalia, Artiodactyla, Balaenopteridae.
CCGCGCACGCGCAGUAAAGGUAGGAUGGUGGUGUUGGUACCUUUUGUGGUUCCCAUCGUGGGUGACAAAACCUUGUUGGUGUGGGAGCUGAGCUGUGGACCCACGGCCGAGGCCUUGCAAGUGAGCCGAGCCGGGGCAGAGGGAGGGGUGGAGGAAGCCACCUCGCGCCUCAGUAACUGGGCGCCCCGGGGUACUGCUUCAGCACCUCAUCUGCCUGUGGUCUCUGCUGAGAGGAAUCUUAGUUCUAGAGCCGACCUGAGUAGUCAGCUCGCCCCCACAGAUUUUUGAGAGAUAGUUCCCAACAGCCGGCAUUGCCUCCUAAUGCUUCUCGAAGCUUAGGAUUUCAGAGGGAAAGCUGGUCCUGAAAUGAGAAGUGUUUGGAGUUGCAGGAUCACCACAGUUGCCUGCGGCGAAGGGCUGGGGGAAUAGAAAGGAACGGGCGGUUUGGCUUCCUGGGCGUGAAAUUUCCUGCACUUACUUAGCAUGGGCCCACCCUACAGCAUUCUCUGUUCACAGUCUUCUCCCAGUUUGGCCUUCUGUAUUCGGUCCGAGUCUGCCCAAACGCAGCAGUGGCCGGUCCUGUGUUCUAUGCCAUCAUCGAGGUUUAUUCAGCAAGGGAUGCCCACAGAGCCCAAAAGGCAUGCGACCAGAAGCAGCUUUUUCAGACAUCUCCAGUGAAGAUUUAUUCUCAUCGAAUUGCAAAAGGGGAAGAUAAAAAAAGAAGCAGAAGGGGCUUUUUUCGAUUUCUGCUGCGUAAGAGAAGCUCAGGGGAAAGUGAGAGUCAGGAGGGCUUUUUCGGGAGAAGGCGGCCACUUUGGCUUAGGGAUGUGUAUAGGCCUCUCAACGCCACACGCAAGGAAAACAUGGCACAAAAGCUACACGACAGGGAGUCUUCUGAUGAGGAUGAGAUGUACUUCUAUAAGGAUGUACCAUAAAUGGGAAGUCAUCAAAGCCCCAGCAGAGAAGCUUCUGGCUGCAUAUUGGGUUGAUGAAGAGGCGGGUGAGGAAAGUGAGACCGCACACGAGACAGCCACAGAUCUUCUCCCAGUUUGGCCUUCUGUAUUCGGUCCGAGUCUUCCCAAACGCAGCAGUGGCCGGUCCUGUGUUCUAUGCCAUCAUCGAGGUUUAUUCAGCAAGGGAUGCCCACAGAGCCCAAAAGGCAUGCGACCAGAAGCAGCUUUUUCAGACAUCUCCAGUGAAGAUUUAUUCUCAUCGAAUUGCAAAAGGGGAAGAUAAAAAAAGAAGCAGAAGGGGCUUUUUUCGAUUUCUGCUGCGUAAGAGAAGCUCAGGGGAAAGUGAGAGUCAGGAGGGCUUUUUCGGGAGAAGGCGGCCACUUUGGCUUAGGGAUGUGUAUAGGCCUCUCAACGCCACACGCAAGGAAAACAUGGCACAAAAGCUACACGACAGGGAGUCUUCUGAUGAGGAUGAGAUGUACUUCUAUAAGGAUGUACCAUAAAUGGGAAGUCAUCAAAGCCCCAGCAGAGAAGCUUCUGGCUGCAUAUUGGGUUGAUGAAGAGGCGGGUGAGGAAAGUGAGACCGCACACGAGACAGCCACAGAGUGAGCCCUGUUCUGCCUCAAGCCACCGGUAAAUUUUAUUUUCUAAUAUCGGCUUCUCAGCAUUGCUUGUAAAAUACUUCUUUUUCUUAUAUUAAAGUGUAUAAAUUCAUAACCAA